Molecule: messenger RNA, 1835 nt
Organism: Chlamydomonas reinhardtii
Lineage: Eukaryota; Viridiplantae; Chlorophyta; Chlorophyceae; Chlamydomonadales; Chlamydomonadaceae
Exons: 2
Coding region: 144-1031 (295 amino acids)
Source: RefSeq, a predicted model, not a curated record
GUUCUACAGUUACGCCACGACAGCUGCCGAAGGCCCGCAGUUCACAGCUUUGGCGUUUCCGCGGCAAUCAGUAGUUACGCUUGCAAUAUCACAAGAAUGUAGUAUGUUAGCAUAGACAGGCGUGCUUGAGACGUAAGAGAGGAAUGGCGCUCAAACUCACCCUCUCGCAGGCGUGGUCGUUGCUGGUCCUGGCAGUCUUCGUGCUCUCUGCAGGGUCCUGCCGUGGUGCGCGCCGUGUGUUCAUGCCAGACCUUGUCAAGGGCGCCGGUGCAGCGGCACGGACAGUGGAGACGGGUGGCAGCACGCUGGCGGCAAGUCAAGACCUGGCUCUGGCCCCCGCCUCCGCCAGCGGCUUGGCCGGCAGCAGUGCUAGCAGCAGAAGCGAUGCCGUCACCACCGCCACCACAACGAGCGACAGUGGCAGCGCCGUACGCGUGUCCGGCACCUUCAGCAGCACGGGGCUCUUGGAAGGUGAAGCAGAACUCCAGGAGCGCACCCACACCGUAAUGCUCUCCGGGGCGUGGCAGCAAGGCGCGGCGCGCAGCUCCCAUUCACCCACCGAGCCACCAGCCCAGCCCACACCUGUCGCCAGCCCAGACUGGGGCGGCGGUGAGCUGGCGCCCUUGGGCAUAACAGACCCUCUCGGGCUUCAAAAGGCUGAGUGGGAUGAUUAUGACUUGGUGGUGGCCUGGUCGGGCCCACGUGACGUGAGCUGGUCGGAGCCGCAGCUGCUAGGCGGCGGUUUGGAUCCUAGGUUUGGCGGCUGGUACGGCCCUGGAUACUACGGCGGAUAUGGCAUGUACGGGGUACAACUGUGGGGCCUGUACGGCGACUGGUCGUGGCCGGGGUGGUACGGCGGCGGGUAUGGGUACGGCGGGGGUUAUGAAGGGGGGCAAGGUGAGCGUGGUGGGUCUGGGUCUGGGCUGCCUGACGGCUGGCGGGAGGAGAUGGUCGCUCAAAUUGAGCUGGAACUCGAGAUUAAGCUGGACCUGGAGAAGAGCAGCGUGCGCGUCAGCACCGAGGCUGACUGAGAAUGAGGGCGUAAGAAUGACUGCUACAGUACCAAGUUUCUGUUGCUUGGCAAGCAGAGCCAUCUUAGUGUGGCGUGACCGCGUGAGAAGCCAUACCGUAUGUGCCAAGCGUGCAGUUGCAGAAGUUGACUAAACCUGUGUCACCUUGCUUCAUUCAUACAUUUACUUUAUUAGUACAGAAAGCCGGGUAAGGCGUCGUGGUAAGACGUCCUUGAGUAAGCAUGUUUUGAUGGACUGUGAGAAGCCAGCAGAUGCUCGUUGCACUUCAGUGCCGUGUCAACACGCUUAGCGUGGGCUUCGUGCAAAAUGCGGUCUGUCGAUGUUAUCAAACAGGUCCAGGUGCUUCGUGGCUACAAAAGAAUACGUUCGUAAUACGGGCUGCCCGUGUGUAGGAUUGAAGCACAACUUCAUAAAUGAGGUGUUUCGGUGAUGGGGCACCCACGGGGGCAUUGAGUAGCUGUCCAUAUACGUAAGACAGUAAGUGCAUGAAAGUGCACCCAUGGGCAUGCUCUCAUAGUCUUGAUCGAUGUCAAUAACACGCGUUGUAAGUUAAAGACUGUCAUUACUCAUUACGGAGGCGUGCUGACCAACAGAUGACCAGGCCGCCUGUGACGGCUGUACUACAGAUCACAUCAGUUUUGCGAAUAGCAUGGCUGCCAGUCCAUAGAUUGCGCCUGGACAUAUUGCAGUGCGCUGACAGCGCAAAGGAAGCGCCGGCGCAAAGUAACACAUAAUGAGUUGCGCUACGGUGCAUACACGUGCAGCAGUCAUUCCCACCAGCAGCGUUAAGUCCCUACACACAUC